CACUGCUUCCGCCGGGCCAUGGGGCCGCGCGUGCUGCCGCUGCUGUUGCUGUUGCUGUUGCUGCACACGCUGCUGUGCGGAGCCGAGGACAUCACACCCUCGCCUCUGCAUCUCACUCAGGUCAAGCCCUCGCCGCCGCCUGCCGCGACAAACCGAAGCCAGCCAGGUGCAACCCACAACAGCACCUACGAGUGGCUUCCGGGCUCUCCGGGCUCGCCACUGCUGCGCUCUUUCUAUGUGUUCACGGGGCUCAGCGUCCUGGCCGCCCUGUACUUCCUCAUCCGGGCGUUCAGGCUGAAGAAGCCACAGCGGAGGAGGUAUGGGCUCCUGAACAACACUGAAGACCCCACUGAGAUGACCUCCCUGGACAGUGAUGAGGAGACUGUCUUUGAGACAAGAAAUCUAAGAUGACCAGGGGCCGUGGAAGGAAAGACAAGAGACAGCUGCUCCAUUCUUCCACUGGCUUUGAUGUUGGUGUUGCUGGGUGCCACCUAAAGCUCCACCAUGGCCUGUGCAGCUUCCCUGAAGUUGGAUCAACCCCCAAUCUGGAUAGCAUGGCUUCACCUCCCCAGACACCCCUCAGCCUGGUUGGUGGAGUCCUGCAGCAGCCAAGGGGCCUCCAGAGCUGCUGCCCACAAUUCAGCGGCCCCGUGACUGGACUGUGACUUUUGUCACUCCCCCUCUCCUGCAGGGACAGUAGCAGUCUGGGCUGAGGCCUGAUGGGACUAAGGGGUCUCUGGGAGUGCCUUUUCACUGAGCUGGAGACAAUAAAUGAAGCAACGGCUUUGCAGUUGGCAUCCAACCUUGCCUUGACCCAGACCCAGGUGUCCUGACAUAGUAGCAGAUUGGGUCUGCUACUAUGAUCUCAGGUUCUCCAUCUGUGACCGCAGUGGGCUUCUGUGGCAUUGCCCGAGCUGUCUAGAGGGUGAGUGGAGUCCUAUGUGGUAGGGAGAUGGUCUGUCUCCUACCUAGAAGGCUGUGUUCACCUGGAGGGAACAACCAUCUCUUAAAAAUCAUGUUCCCCAGCAGCCUCAUAUGUACUUUAGCUUGGGGUUCAAGAGCUCUGCCCUCAGGAAUACCCAUCUCUGCCCACCAGCACCUUUGGGAGAGUUUUCCAGAGGAGCCUUGGAGCUGUGGUGCAUAGCUGGAGAUCCUGGCAGCUACCUGUGUACCCCUCCCUCAGCCUCUUGUGCCAUUUCCACAGGCCGAGUCCCCAUCCUGGGCUCCAUGGGUUCCUUGGUGUGGGCCUGCUUCUUCCAUGAGCUACUGGGAAGAGUCCAGCUGUGGCUUGUAUCUCUGUAUAUUUGUCCUUAGAUUGGGGGGACCUGGCCUGAGACCCCUACAGCCUGAGGUCUUCCCAGCUGCUGGCCAGAGCCUCCUACACUGUGUCAUAAGGAAAAACUACCACCAGGUGGCAGCCCUAUGCCUCCCAGCCGCCCUCCUCACCUCCCAGAAGCUGGUUCUUACAUUCACACCAGGUGGGCUGAUCCUGCUGCCCACACCCCUGACCCAUAGGCUCUUGGGCUUUGUCCACCUCAAAGCCCUGCUGAGCCUAAGCCCCUGCCAGCCAUCUGAGCACAGGGAAGCAGGAAUAUUACGGGCCAGGUUGGUCAGCCCUCUCCCCUCUGUAUUAGUCCUGUCUUGUCUACUGCCUAAUGUCAGACCAGGCCCCACCCUCCCAUCUUCUCUGCCGUCUCAGCUGCCACCCCCAAGAAGUUUUUGCUGACAACCCUCAGCCCAUUCUUUGGGAAGAUAAUGGUCAUGCUAGGGAAGCUGCCCACCUCAGGGUGAGGCCAGAUCCCAGGGAGCCCAGACCAGAAAGUGAGAGUCAUAGGUGGGCAGCCCAUUGGAGUCUGGCUGCUAUUCUGCAUCUAUGUGGCCCUGUGGGUCUGGCUCAGCCCAUCCAGUUUGUCUCCAUAUACCUCCUUCACUCCAUCCAGCUCUGUCUCUCCAUCUCUCCCCUUCGACCCACUGGGAAGCACUUUUAACAGAUGCAAAGACACCGCGCUGGCCUCCACCCUGUGAUCUGUGCCCCUUUCCCACAGCUGUGAGCCAUUUCUCCAGCUUCAAAAGGCACAUUAAUUACUCUAAUGAGGUCAGUAGAGACCCACGUGCUGCCAUCCGGUGCUGGGAACAUG
This is a messenger RNA of Castor canadensis (American beaver), 2138 nucleotides long. It is a transcript of the gene Fam174c, whose product is annotated as family with sequence similarity 174 member C. Gene Ontology annotation, cellular component: extracellular region. The record is from RefSeq and is a predicted model, not a curated record. Lineage: Eukaryota; Metazoa; Chordata; Mammalia; Rodentia; Castoridae.